This is a messenger RNA of Nymphaea colorata (pocket water lily), 1572 nucleotides long. RefSeq names its product monodehydroascorbate reductase 3, cytosolic-like. The coding region runs from base 128 to 1432 and encodes 434 amino acids. The transcript is spliced from 10 exons. The record is from RefSeq and is a predicted model, not a curated record. Gene Ontology annotation, cellular component: cytoplasm. Gene Ontology annotation, molecular function: oxidoreductase activity, acting on NAD(P)H; flavin adenine dinucleotide binding. Lineage: Eukaryota; Viridiplantae; Streptophyta; Magnoliopsida; Nymphaeales; Nymphaeaceae.
GAUUGGUCGCCAUAUCCUACAGGUCGCUCCCUUAACUUUUUCCCAUUUCCUCGCUCUUGCUUCCCUUCUCGACACACUUCCUCUCUCUCUCUUUCUCUCUGUCUCACUCACUACCAAACACACAUUCAUGGCGGAGAAGCAUUUCAAGUACGUAAUUCUAGGUGGAGGAGUCGCCGCGGGAUAUGCUGCAAGGGAGUUUGCUAAACUUGGUCUUCACGCUGGUGAAUUAGCAAUUAUAUCCAAAGAGGCGGUUGCUCCUUAUGAGCGCCCAGCUCUCAGCAAGGGAUAUCUCUUCCCAGAAGGAUUUGCCAGACUUCCGGGGUUUCAUGUGUGUGUUGGAAGUGGUGGUGAACGAUUACUUCAUGAAUGGUACACAGAGAAAGGUAUUGAACUAUUUCUGAACACUGAAAUUGUGAAAGUGGACCUUGCUUCCAAAACAUUAAUAAGUGCAAGCGGAACAACCUUUAAGUUUGGUGUUUUGCUCAUUGCCACUGGUUCCACGGUCAUUAGGUUGUCUGACUUUGGCGUUCAAGGGGCAGAUGCCAAUAACAUCUUAUAUCUUCGAGAAAUUGAUGAUGCUGAUAAGCUUGUGGCAGCAAUUCAAGCAAAGAAAAAAGGAAAGGCUGUGAUUGUUGGUGGUGGAUACAUUGGUCUUGAAUUGGGUGCAGCAAUGAGAAUUAACAACUUUGAUGUCACAAUGGUCUAUCCUGAACCCUGGUGCAUGCCUCGGCUUUUUACUUCGGGAAUAGCAGCUUUCUAUGAGGGCUAUUAUGCAAACAAAGGAAUUAAGAUAAUUAAAGGCACAGUGGCUGUAGGAUUUGAUGCGGAUACAGAAGGAAACGUUAAGGCUGUACAUCUGAAGGACGGAAGGGUGCUGGAUGCAGAUAUUGUUGUUGUUGGUGUUGGAGGCAGACCACUCACAACACUUGUUAAGGGUCAAGUUGAAGAGGAGAAAGGUGGAAUCAAGACAGAUGGUUUCUUCCGGACUAGUGUGCCUGGUGUUUAUGCAAUAGGCGAUGUGGCUACUUUUCCCUUGAAAUUAUACAAUGAACUAAGAAGGGUGGAGCAUGUUGAUCACGCCAGGAAAUCUGCAGAGCAGGCUGUGAAGCACAUAAAGGCAACUGAAGAGGGAAAAGAAAUCGAAGAAUAUGAUUAUCUUCCGUACUUCUACUCCCGCUCCUUCGAUCUUUCAUGGCAGUUUUAUGGGGACAAUGUUGGUGACACUGUCAUGUUUGGGGAUACUAACCCUGUAUCUCCGAAACCAAAGUUUGGUUCAUACUGGAUCAAAGAUGGGAAACUUAUAGGUGCCUUCCUCGAAGGUGGCAGCCCAGAGGAGAACAAGGCCAUAGCCAAGGCUGCUAGGCUCCAGCCUCCAGUUCACAGUGCGGAUGAGCUAGCCAAGGAUGGCCUUACAUUUGCUUGUAAAAUUUGAUUCUUGUUAGUCUUCAUAUCUACUUGAAUGGGUUGGGUUGAUAUUUGAUCCGAACUGUGUUUCUUGUUAGCAAUGUAUUUGGCGGAAGUGCAUUGCCUUUUUACGUCUUGUCUAUAAUAAAAUCAUCCAUGUUAGAUCUA